CCAAGUUGCCAGCCACUGCAGCCAGCUAGAUUUCUUCGCUUUUGACUUCGAGUGAGUACAGCGCAGCUGAUCUGCUUUCUUGAUCACACUGGAAGAACUAGGCAACGGCGAAGAAAGAGGAGCUUCCAUAUUAUUAUUUAUUUGGAAUUACGGGUAUUCCUCAUCAGAAUAUCAGGCCAACGAGAAUAAGUUGUGUUUUGGAUUUAUAACUGAUAACAUAAUAAUAUUCCAGUGGAACGUAUUCCUGUGAUUUGCUUGCAAUAUUCGUCUAAUCACUCUAAUGUUUUUGAUUUCCCUCCUAAUUGUAACUUAAGUAAGAUUUGCGACAUUUCCAUGCGACACUCGACGAAUUCAAAAGCCUUUCCCUGAUCUGCCUCCAAAGUUUUUCUCCUGUGUGUUCAUGCUAGCAGUUAAAGAUUUGCUUGCAGUGGUUUACUCUUGAGCAGUUUAUGUGCAUCAGGAAAUCUUGAGGAUGCUGCGGUCGGACCUGAUAACGAGUGUUGUGCAGUGGACCUCGUGACGGAAGUGCUGUAGCCCUGGUCGUCAUUGUCAGCAAAUAGCAUCGUCAACCAGGCAGGCCAGCCGAUAUUGUAUAUUUCCGUGUGUGUGUGUCCCCUUUGAAGGGCGUCUAUCCCGGUCCUGCAGCGCUGAUCAAGACGUCUGGAUAAGCAUCUCUGUGCCGACUGCCACCGGCGCCCCAUCAGCUGCAUUUCUCUGAAACGGAAGCGACGGAAUUAGCUAAAUAGACAACUUCUCGAAGGCAUAUGUGCGAAAACUAUAGGACAGUCACGAUGUCUCAGCGUAACUGGGUGGAAAACGUCUUCAGGUUAUUUUCGGGUUCGGUGCCAUGAGAGACAGAAACCUGCGCGCGGUUCCAAUUUAAUUGCUCUCGUUUUCCGUCAAUUUGAUGGGCCGGUCUGGAUCGACUGCAGCACUCGCUUGUGGGUUUCGCUUAUUAUAACGAUUUGACAAUGGAGCAGUGGGGCAGAGUGAUCGGCAAGGAAAAAAUCAUCCUCCUGCAUAGUAGUGUCAAACCCGAUUUGAACGUCAUCAGCUUAGGACACAGACACUCGUGAGCACGUACCGCACAGUGCGGAUUCCGGGAUUGGUGUGAGAAAAGCGGGAUAUUGUACAGGACGAACCAACUGGUUGUAUUCAUCGACCAUUAUAAAUAAAGCACGAUUUGAAAGAUGCACCGUAACAGUGUGUCUUUAUCAUCGCGGCGCAGUAACGGCAGUACAAGUCCUUCAGUCAUUAGGCAUCCAUCCGGAAGCGGAAAGCAUGGCACUGAAAGCUACUUUGAUUACAGCCGUGCUUUAAGUCAAUCAUCCACAUCGCAUUUAGUCGACAUGUCGCAUAUCCUGCAAGAUUGUCGUCUUAUGCACUACCGCUCCAAUUUCCCGCAAUAUCUCACCUUGGAAGAGCUGCGAGCUAUUUCGGAGGAAGAUUUGCGGACAAAGUACAACGUGCAAAAUGGGGAUGAUUGUCGGCGGCUGUUGGAUGCUGUGGAAUCAUUAGACGGCAGCUACACAGAACGGUGUGAGUCGGAAUGCGGAUCGGUGUCCUCUGUACCGUUAUCACCAGAAAUUCGUCGCAUUAGUGAGCACAGCUACACGGAACCGAGUUUGCUGGCUAUUUACCACAGCUCACGAUCACUUCACCGGACCAUAUCGGACGAUCCGCGGAGUCGCAGCCGGAAGGAAUCCAUGGCUUAUCCCAGUGGACAUGGCCAUCAGUUAGUGGCUUUUCAGUGGACGAGUGGUGCGCCUAGUGCCGCAGAGACAUCGAAUUUGUUGAAAAUUAAACAUAGUCAGCUGGGUAAGAGUGCGCCAGCGCUCAGUAGUUUUUCGUGGAAGGACAGCCCCUCCGUGACCCCGGCCACACGCAAACACAGUCGCAGCUUCCGGGCCAGUCAUUUGGGAACUGGUUAUCAUCAUUCCAGUAGUGGAAAUCAGAGGGCUCAUUCGCCUUUCAUUGGCACUCCUGCAGACAUGAAAGAACCUGCAUGCCCUUUUUCGCAUAUCCUGCAGCGCAUUCAAGACGGGCGUCGCUGGUCUGUGACCUCUUUGCCCUCUUCCGGUUACGGCACCAACACACCGGAGAGCUCUACCAUUUCCUCACAGUGCUCAUCACAGGAGCGUUUGCACCAGGUGGGUCACCAUGGUUACGAUGAAGGACGUCUGCCGGCGCUGGCCGUUAUCCAGAACUCCUCGCCCUGUCCGCCGUCUCAUCAUCCCGCUGGUGAACAUCCUGGCCGCAUGUCACCCCAGCGUCAGUUACUCCUCCACAAACCCCGCUCACGCAGUCUCAGUCCCACACGAUCUCCUAAUCCCUGUGAUAAUGAAUUAGUCUUUAUGAACAGUAUUUAUCGUGAUCGCUUCCCCAAUGCCAAAGUGCAGAUGGAGGAUAAGCUGAAAAAGUUUCUCGAUAGUCGUCGCAGUGAGUCGGAUGAUAUGGAUAGUAUAGCGCGCUUUGUGCAUCAUCAAUUGAUUGAGCUGGCUCAGGAUUGUCUACAGAAAUCCCAGGAGAACCAUCUGUCCUGUGCGUACUUUUAUGAAAUGUCGGAGCAGUUGGAAAAGCUGGCCAGUGAGGUCAAAGAAAAGGCACCCGGGAGUGUGGUUUAUAUUAGCCGAUUGGUCAAAGAGAUUUUAAUGCUUAUUGCCCGCCCGGCUCGAUUGCUAGAAUGUCUCGAGUUCAAUCCCGCCGAGUUCUACAGUUUGUUGGAGGCGGCCGAAGGUCAGGCCAAGGAGAAAUCCAAUAUUCGGCUAGAUACCCACAGCAUUCCACAGUAUAUCGUCAGUAAGCUGGGACUCAACCGAGAUCGCAUCACUGAACUGCAGCAGGAAUUGGACUUGGAUGCCGCUGUGGCGGCAGUGAGCGAGAAGCGGGCAUGUAAGGCGGUAAAGGUGCCAAAGGAAGAUGAUUUCGAUAUAAUUAAAUUGAUCAGUAAUGGGGCAUACGGUGCGGUCUAUCUUGUGCGCUGCAAAGAAACUCGCCAGCGUUUUGCCAUGAAGAAGAUUAACAAAGCCAAUUUGGUACUGCGUAACCAAGUGGAGCAAGUGUUUGCCGAACGGGAUAUUCUCAGCUUUUCCGAUAAUCCUUUCGUGGUUGGCAUGUUCUGCUCCUUUGAAACGAAGAAACAUCUCUGUUUGGUCAUGGAAUAUUUAGAGGGCGGGGAUUGUGCCACUCUGUUAAAGAGCAUCGGUCCCUUCCCGCUGGAUAUGGCCCGUUUAUACUUCGCAGAGACCGUGUUAGCUCUCGAAUAUCUGCAUAAUUACGGCAUUGUGCACCGUGACCUGAAACCCGAUAAUCUCCUCAUCACCUCCUUAGGCCACAUUAAACUGACUGAUUUCGGGUUGUCGAAAAUGGGACUGAUGAAUUUGACCACCAACCUUUUGGAGGGUACCACCCAGCAGUUUCGGGAUCAGCAAGUAUACGGUACACCGGAGUACAUCGCACCGGAGGUGAUUCUCCGGCAAGGCUACGCUAAGUCUGUCGACUACUGGUCCAUGGGGAUCAUUCUGUAUGAGUUUUUAAUUGGCUGUGUGCCGUACAUGGGUGACACAGUGGAGGAGCUGUUUAUGCACAUUGUCAACGAACCGGUCGAAUGGCCCGACGAAGACGACUGGCUGUGUCCGCCGGAGGAGGCCAAGGACGUCAUUACGCGGCUACUGCAGCAGAAUCCCUAUGAGAGGCUGGGAUCGGGUGGAGCGCAGGAAGUGAAGGAUCAUGUGUUUUUUGAGCAUAUCGACUGGGCAUCGCUGAUGUUGACCAAGGUGGAUUUCAUUCCGCGACUGGAUAAUGAGGAGGAUACAAGUUAUUUUGAUUCCCGUAUCGACAGAUAUAAUCACGAACUGGAAGGGUGCGACGACGAUCCAGAUGAUUCCGACGAACAUUCCUUGUUCUCGUCCUUUUCCAGCUGUUCCCCACGUUACAGCCAAGUGUACUCGAGUAGUGACAAGGAUCUGGAAGAACUGCGGCGCACCUAUAAGACGCGGAUGAACAGCAACAGCAGUGUGACCAGCGCAUUGUCAGAUGACACGUCCGUCACUAGUGUCAGUACCACUCGCUCCGAAGGUGACGAGAGCUCAACCGUUAAAAACUCCGCUGAUGAAGAAACGCCGAUCGGUGAUGUCAUGACUAGCGGGGAAUGGUCGAACUCUACUGUGGAGUUGGAUCCGGACCUGCCACCAUGUUCACACCCACGCUUGCCGACAUUUUCUAUCUCCGUCGAAGACCACAGUGGUAUGAGCGAAGCCCGCCCGUUAGACGAGCGUCCCGCAUCCACCGCAUCCGUACCACAUUUGUCGCCAGUGAUACCGGCGUCGCCCCUAGCUUCACCGUCGCGUCCCGUUGCCAAAUCCAGUAGUGCGCUGGCUUUGUCCAUCGCGCAGGAAGCGGCACCCGGACGAGUGAAUUCACUGAUGGCGUCACCGGGAGCGUCCAGCACCAGUUCACGUGAUGUAUCCCCUUCACGCGAACUAUCUCCUCUGCUCAACACGCUCAAUCCGCCGCUAAUCAUCCGCAAAGGUCCUCGGGGAUUCGGCUUCACAUUAGCCGCAUUGCCCGUGUAUAUUGGCGACAGCAAUGUCUACGUGCUGCACCAUAUUGUGCAGAGCAUUGACACGCGAGGAAGUGCGUUCGAGGCUGGUGUGCGGCAGAAUGACUUGGUGACACAUAUCAACGGUGAACGCGUUCAAGGCCUCUUACACACACAGGUUCUUCAACUGAUGGCCUCCGGUGGAGAUAAGAUCACGGUGCGGACCAUUCCUCUCGAUCAGACAUCGAUCAAAUCCGGCGGCAAGAAACGCCAUCUGGCUGAGAGCAAGAUGGCCAAGCGGGGAAAAAAGAACUCUGGGUCGCGGCGCAGUGGUGCACGCGACAUCCGUCGACGUUCGUCGCUCUUUCGCCGACUGAGUGACCGGCGGGCGGCCUGUGAAGGCAGUCUGUCGCCCACACCCAGCAUCGCUACACAGUGCUCGCGGGAAGCCAGCAUACCGGUUCCGCGGUCGCCACCCGCCAUCUGUCGUUCGCCGCCGAUUUCACGGUUUGUUUUACCUGCCAGUCCCUCUCCCAUGCCCAGUCCGGCUUUCGCGGUUCCACAUUUCAGUCGGCCGAGCUCCUUGCUGGGUCUGAAGCAUAAAGCCAUGAGUAUGAUGCGGAAUCGGAACCGGCGCAAGUCCGUUGGGCAUGUGCCCAUUGUAUCGCCGCUGGCGCGAACACCUUCGCCGGCGCCGCCCUCACCCGCCCCACCGAGCCCGAAUUCCCGCUCACCCAGCCCACUCAUGGCACCGGUACUACAGGAAGCGAUUCCGGUGCCCGGCGGGAAUGGGCGGUCCUUUACCCGGCCGCAGUCGGGGAGUGAGGGGAAGUCGCUGUUGCGGCGUGCUCUGUCACCGGAGCGGGUACAACCGGUGCAGCCACUGGGGCGCAUUAAUCGGCACGGGAGGAAAUCGUCACCGGCGGGAAUGUUCGCGGGACUGGCGGGAGCUGGGCCGCGGCGGAAAUCUUCCGUGGCCGAUGUGUCUUUCCACAGAGAAUCGUCGGAGGAGGCGCCUUCUGGGGCAGCUGGCGGAAAACCGGACGGAGGCUCCUCGUGAGGAUAUGAACGAUUGUUUUAUUAUAGUUGGUCUUAAUUUUAUUUUAAUAUGCUUUUUUCGGUGCUGCUCAAAUGUGACAAUAUGGCUUAGGAGUGAAGUUAUGUUUGGUAUGAGAGCUUUUAUAACUCUAGUGGAUAACAAGGGCUGCGUCAGCGGAAUGGGGCUGCUCAUUCGUGUCCGUGUACAUAGUUUGUGUCCGCUUUUGUUUGUUGGUAGAUCGUGAUUUUUAACUCUGAUGGCAGAUGUGAAUCUGACGGGGAGCUUCGGCAUGCAACUCCUUCGUAGUACAGUCGCGAAAAUAUAUGCUAAUGUGUGUAUUUUGCAAUCUGUAUGAUAAUUUGAUUACUGUUUGAUUUCUUGUUGUUUGACUGACACGCAAGCGAAGAAAACAUCAUUUGCUUCGA
This is a messenger RNA of Paramacrobiotus metropolitanus, 6004 nucleotides long. RefSeq names its product microtubule-associated serine/threonine-protein kinase 3-like. Gene Ontology annotation, molecular function: protein serine/threonine kinase activity; protein binding; magnesium ion binding. The record is from RefSeq and is a predicted model, not a curated record. Gene Ontology annotation, biological process: peptidyl-serine phosphorylation; intracellular signal transduction. Lineage: Eukaryota; Metazoa; Tardigrada; Eutardigrada; Parachela; Macrobiotidae.